This is a messenger RNA of Paramacrobiotus metropolitanus, 1723 nucleotides long. RefSeq names its product microtubule-associated protein RP/EB family member 1-like. The record is from RefSeq and is a predicted model, not a curated record. Gene Ontology annotation, biological process: regulation of microtubule polymerization or depolymerization; spindle assembly; protein localization to microtubule plus-end. Gene Ontology annotation, molecular function: microtubule plus-end binding. The coding region runs from base 242 to 1345 and encodes 367 amino acids. The transcript has 6 exons. Gene Ontology annotation, cellular component: microtubule organizing center; microtubule plus-end; spindle midzone. NCBI's taxonomy places the organism in Eukaryota, Metazoa, Tardigrada, Eutardigrada, Parachela, Macrobiotidae.
AUUUGAACAUUAUUUCAUCAGCGGAAAGUUUAGAUAGGAAGCGCUCGUUCGAGAUCGUAGUUUGUCUAGUAAAUUUCUUAUCCUGACAGUAUCUUGUUCACUACUGUUUGCUGUUCACAACUGAUCUUCUCACUUUGAUUUUGGAGUGUCAUUUUUGGUUUGUUGUCCUUUUAACGAGAGUACGAAUCUCAGAGAUCCUCUAGAACUAGUCAGAGCAGAAGCUGAACAACAGUGAGGAAGAAUGUCCAAAAUCCAAGCCGUCAAUGUUUUUUCGACCAGCGCGACUACGGACAACAUCAGCCGUCAUGAUAUGCUGAACUGGGUUAACGACUGUUUGCAGAGCAACUAUCAGAAAAUCGAGGAUUUGUGUAACGGCGCAGCGUACUGCCAACUCAUGCAUAUGCUGUUUCCAAGUUGUGUGCAACUGAAGAAAGUCAAGUUCAACACCCGUCUCGAGCAUGAAUAUGUUGGUAACUUCAAGAUUUUGCAAGCGGCAUUCAAAAGUGUUAAUAUUGAUAAGACUGUACCAGUGGACAAACUGGUUAAAGGGCGCUUCCAAGACAACUUUGAGUUUGUGCAAUGGUUUAAGAAGUUUUUCGAUGCUAACUCGGCCGACUGUAACGUUCAGGAAUACGACCCGAUGGAGGCACGCAGCGGAGAGCCGUUGGGUGGACCGAACACGUCGCCAUCGGUCAGUAAACCUUCUGGUCUGGGUAAAGCGACCCAGCCUCCCAAAGUAAUGCCGGUUCCUUUGCUAAAACGAGCUGAACCUGCAGCACGGCCUAACACUGCGUCGUCUACGCUGAACUCAUCUCGCAGCGGCAAGGCCUCAUUGCCGGCGACCACCACAGCAGCUCCUAAGACGGCGCGUGGUAGUGCCCCGGUCAAAACAAGUUCUAAGACAGACGUAGCCUCAGCUGCUCCCGCUGCAACUGCACCGGCCACCAAUGGAUCUCGUAAUGCCCACGAAACGUCCAGUAAUACCAUAUCAGUAGAGGCGAUGCAUGAUGUGUUGGUCCAUCAACUGGAAACGAUGCAAGCUGAACUCGCAGACACGAAAGUGGCUUUGGAGAACACCACACAGGAGCGGGACUUUUAUUAUUCGAAACUGCGCGAUAUCGAGAUUCUUUGCGUGGAGGCACAAAAGGAGAGUGCGGCUGUGGAGGGAGAUAAAAUUCUUCAGAUUAUGUAUGCCCCGGAGGCUGGUGUGCCGGAUGAUGGGGAAAACGGAGAGAAUGUCAGCGAAACGCUUCACCCUGAUAAUCAUGCCCAAGGUGACCAUUUGGGAUUACCGGAUCAUGGAGCCCCCGCGCUUCCUGCGGAUGACGAAGAGGAGGAAUAUUAAUCGCCAUCCCAUCGCUAUUUGAAAACAUUCGUCAUGCUAUUCAUCUUUCACGUCAAGUUUCCUGAUUUGUAGGAAUAGUCAACUGGUUGACUUCGACAUCUCCGUAGAUGUGUGUAAUUUUUUCGAUGUUUCAAUUUGCGAAAUUACGGUUGGUCGUCAGUUAUUAUUGUUCUUCCUCAUGGCUUUCGCCGAUAGUUGUGUCGUAGUUUUUCCAGUACGAAGAUUUUGUCUGUCGUACUAAUUGUAUGAGGAAUCUCUUUUUUACUAUUUAAUAUUUAUGCUGUUAACAUGGUGCGAAUGUUCGUACGCUUGCAUGUGGUGUGUAGUGUGUACCUCAAGUGAACUGUUGACAAUGAAGUUCGGAACCACAUCCUUUUA